CAAAGUCCGUCUGCCCUCAAACAGCAGUUCAGCGCGGUUCGUCCCUGUUUCUUGUGUGUAAGAGACUUCAAGUGAGGAGUCCGGAUCGUCCUCAUAUAAACAGAUCCUCAGAUCACUCUGACUUCAUCACAGGUUAACAGCCAUGGGUUCUUCAGUGAAAAGCAGCAGUCCCUUCACUACACAUGUGCUGAACACUGGGGACGGGGUCCCAGCGGUUAGGAUGGCCCUCAGUCUGCACCGCCUGGACCCCCGCACGGCCAUCUGGAACCUCAUUACCAUCGGGAACACAGAUGAGGACGGACGCUGUCCAGGACUAAUAACCAGCGAUGCCUUCACCCCGGGGAUGUACAAGGUCCGCUUCGAGACGGGCCAGUACUGGGAGAGUUUGGGACUGUCCAGCUUUUACCCGUAUGUUGAGAUUGUCUUCAGUGUGAGUGAUGCUGAUCAGAGCUGUCAUGUGCCGCUGCUGGUCAGCAGAUACUCAUUCAGCACCUACAGAGGGAGCUAGUGAGCAGACUACUGCACAGAAACACUGGCUUCAGCAUCUGUCAAGACAUUCUCAAAGAGAUGAGAUUCACAUUGUCAUGGGUCCGAGAAAUCACCUCAAGCAGCCGCUUUCAACUUGAUCACCCCACCACAAUUUUCUGAAAGUUGUCAUGUUGCUGUUUGUUCAUUGUUCUUCAGAGUGAUCAAAAUAUAUAUAUAUGAAUACAGAAUAAAAUUCCAUUCAUAUAUCUGUA
Messenger RNA from Carassius auratus (goldfish), 740 nucleotides. It is a transcript of the gene urahb, whose product is annotated as urate (5-hydroxyiso-) hydrolase b. Gene Ontology annotation, molecular function: hydroxyisourate hydrolase activity. Lineage: Eukaryota; Metazoa; Chordata; Actinopteri; Cypriniformes; Cyprinidae. The transcript is spliced from 5 exons. The coding region runs from base 143 to 508 and encodes 121 amino acids. The record is from RefSeq and is a predicted model, not a curated record. Gene Ontology annotation, biological process: purine nucleobase metabolic process.